This is a messenger RNA of Guillardia theta CCMP2712, 195 nucleotides long. RefSeq lists its product as hypothetical. Gene Ontology annotation, cellular component: nucleus; cytoplasm. The record is from RefSeq and is a predicted model, not a curated record. The transcript has a single exon. Lineage: Eukaryota; Cryptophyceae; Pyrenomonadales; Geminigeraceae. Gene Ontology annotation, molecular function: protein binding. The annotation marks the transcript as partial.
GGCUACACGCCUUUACACUUUGCGUGCGAGAGUGGAAGCGUCGAGACGGUGGAGUACCUGAUAGCGCACAGGGCAGACGUCAACGCGCGUUCUUUGAUGCAAGAUGCGACCCAACAACUCAAGGGGGAGGGCAGGACCCCGCUGCAUGCUGCAGUAUCGCGAGGAAGCGUGGAGGUCAUUCAGCUUCUCCUUCAA